Messenger RNA from Salvelinus fontinalis (brook trout), 1558 nucleotides. RefSeq names its product C-factor-like. The record is from RefSeq and is a predicted model, not a curated record. NCBI's taxonomy places the organism in Eukaryota, Metazoa, Chordata, Actinopteri, Salmoniformes, Salmonidae. The transcript has 6 exons. Bases 569 to 1336 code for a protein of 255 amino acids.
AAAUGCUUUCUGCUACUAAGAUAUGUGAAAUGUAGGCUAAACUGAGAAAGCUCAACUAGCAAGCAAGUCGCAGCAUUGAAGAACGCGGAGAGGGAACAUUCUGGCACGGGGAGAUUUUGGGCACAACACCGGGACACUGUGCUUACUUUCAACCCUAGUCGUGUAAGAAGCUUUUCUAAGGAGAAGUGACUAACGUCUGAAAAAAAUAUUUGUUUCUAAUAGGCUGACCACACCGCUCGCGACCAUUGUCUGAGAACAUUUAUUUAGAUGAUGGGGUUGAGCGCGGCGCGAGCCACACUCAUUCUUUUAAAAUGUAUACGUUUGAUUUGGGUCGCCAAAUGCGCCGAGUGGUGUUUUGGGGUUGCACUUUGGACUAGUAGAAAAUAAGGAGAAUGGAGCGGAAACAGUUCACAGACACUAAAUCAAGCGUACCUACCCUCAUUGGUCCAUUCGAGUUGCUAUGAAAUUUAAACCACGCCUUCAGAUUGUUUCGCUACAAAAAUGAUGUCUGGAGACUGAGACCGAUCAUACUUCUUCCUUAAACAAAGUUAACAGACAUCUACUAACUAUGCCUCUAAAAUUCACAAAAUGUCAAUCUGUAUUAAUCACUGGAGCGAGCAGAGGCCUCGGUCUACAAAUGGUGAAAGACCUGGCGAGAAGCACCGAGAGACCCAAAACAAUAAUAGCGACUGUUCGCAAUCCAGCCGCAGCACAGGAUCUUCAAAAUAUUGCCAAGUCCUGCAAAGGUGUUCAUAUUGUACAGCUUGAUGUUGUCAGCCAGUCAAGUAUAGACUCAGCAUUGCAAGUGGUGUCAUCUAUACUGGGAAGCGAUGGGCUGAAUUGCCUCAUAAACAACGCAGCCAUCAAUCCAUCCACUGAUCUGAAGACAGUGACACCUGACGCCAUGAUGAAGACUUUCGAGAGUAAUACUGUUGCCCCUCUUUUUGUCACCAAGACAUUUCUGCCAUUGCUACAGAGAGCUGCUGCACGGGGCACUGGAAUGGGGAUCCAUAGAGCAGCUGUGAUCAACAUCUCUUCCAUACUCGGCUCCAUUAAGGUUAACUGGGGAGCCGGAGCAGCCUUCAAAAGCUAUGCCUACAGAACCUCAAAGGCUGCCUUGAACAUGAUGACAAGGUGUCUGGCCACUGACCUGGAAUCUGAAGGGAUUCUGUGCAUGGCUCUUCACCCUGGCUGGGUGCGCACUGACAUGGGUGGCCCACAUGCGGAUUUGAGUGCGGAGGAGAGCAUAUCAUCUUUGCUGUCUGUUAUCACUGAUCUGACAGAAAAGAAUCAUGGGGGAUUCUUGGACUACUCUGGAAACAAGCUACAAUGGUGAAGCUCAACUUGGAAACAGUAACUUGUGGAAUGGGUUAUGUGCAGUUGUUCUGCAAACAGUUCACUGGGACAAAACACAGCAGAGAUCACAGAAUAGAACAAACAACUGCAACAUCAUGCUAUUAUGUUGCUCAGCAAUCUCCGAUUCCGUUGUAUCUAGUUGGUGUGAGAGAACUUGGAGAUUUGACAUUUUAAAUUGGAGACUUUGUUUCAUCUGAGUGGU